This is a messenger RNA of Panicum virgatum (switchgrass), 898 nucleotides long. RefSeq lists its product as uncharacterized. The record is from RefSeq and is a predicted model, not a curated record. The transcript has 4 exons. Lineage: Eukaryota; Viridiplantae; Streptophyta; Magnoliopsida; Poales; Poaceae. The coding region runs from base 44 to 898 and encodes 284 amino acids.
UUUUAUUAGCAAGAGCAAACAUGAUGUCUCACACGCUAAAAUUAUGAGCACCUUGCAAUGUUCAAAUCAGGUUGAACUGAAAACGUCACCUGGGUCCGGGCCAUUUCAAGAGUCUGCCUCCAAUCUUUUGCUGGUACCAACCAAAAAUUUGACUGAUUCAAAGUUAUAUAACCGCGACAACAAUAUUCCUCUAUCAAGUGAUUUCUCCACAAAUGGGAGGCAAGGUAGGCAUAAAACAGAAGGUUCUCUUAUGCAUUUUGACAACAUAAAGGAGACCUCUUCACAAAAACCUCAGAACGCUAGAUCUAAUCAUGCCAUCCAUGGAAAGGAUGAAGGUAUCCGUGGAUCUUCUGAGGAAACCAUGGUUGCUAUUCCUGCGAUACCUCUUGCGCUGUGCAUGCCUAUGAUGCAGAACUUGCCUAGAUCUUCUUCAGAUGGGCCAUACAGAUUGUUGACUGCACCUAUUCAAGCUGUUCCGAUUUCAUACCGUCCUGCAGAACCCAUCAGGCAACCACAAAAAGGAGUUUGUGCUUUAGGACCAUUUGCAGGUGUUCUCACUGAACCGAACAAGCGAGGAACAUGUCCGAACUCUCUGGUUCAUGCAACAGCUCUUGCUUGUGGUGCUCGUGUUGUUCCUCUUGAGGAGGCAGGUUUGCUUAUCAGUGCCGUUGAAUCGAAGAUCAGAUCUGGAGGGGCCAUAAUAGCAAAGCUGCCUUCAAGCAACCUGACAUUUCCAGUUCCUCCAGCUAUCGCCAUGUCAUCUUCCAGUGAAGAUGAGGAGAACGGCCACAGUGAGCCCCUGAUGGUGGAUAUCAAUCGCAACUGCCAUGAUCAGAGCUCUGACAAAAUGAAGCUCCAGGGCGAGCCAUCAGAGUUUGAAACUGAAGCUGACAACUGA